Messenger RNA from Rhincodon typus (whale shark), 2019 nucleotides. Its product is annotated as sodium/myo-inositol cotransporter 2-like. Lineage: Eukaryota; Metazoa; Chordata; Chondrichthyes; Orectolobiformes; Rhincodontidae. Gene Ontology annotation, cellular component: plasma membrane. Gene Ontology annotation, molecular function: D-glucose:sodium symporter activity. Bases 1 to 2019 code for a protein of 672 amino acids. The record is from RefSeq and is a predicted model, not a curated record. Gene Ontology annotation, biological process: transmembrane transport. The transcript has 15 exons.
AUGAAGACAAUUACAGAGAACCCUUACUUCAGGGCAGACAAAACUCCUGCCAGCACAUUGGAACCCCUUGAAUGUGUCAUCAUGCAUCAGAAACUGAAUGGGAUCGACGCUAUUGUCCUGGGUGUCUACAUUUUACUUAUUUUAUUUGUAGGAGUCUGGUCCAUGUAUAAGUCAAAGAAGAACACUAUUCGAGGCUAUUUUUUGGCGGGAAGGAACAUGAGUUGGUGGCCAGUUGGAGCAUCACUAUUUGCCAACAAUGUGGGAAGUGGCCAUUUCAUUGGGUUGGCUGGAACUGGAGCAGCCUCUGGAAUUGCUGUUAGUGUGUUCGAGUGGAGUGGAAUGUAUGCUUUGAUGUUACUAGGGUGGCUGUUUCUACCCAUAUACAUUGCAGCAGGGGUCACCACCAUGCCUGAAUAUCUACUGAAACGAUUUGGAGGCCAAAGAAUUCAUUUUUUAAUAGCUUUACUUUCUUUGAUUAUCUAUAUAUUCACGAAGAUAGCAGUUGAUAUCUAUGCUGGAGCCAUCAUUAUUCAAAUUGCUUUGCAAUGGGAUCUGUACUUUUCUGUGAUUGGGUUACUCUUUCUUACUACAGUAUACGCUAUUGGAGGUGGGCUGGCUGCUGUUAUAUAUACAGAUGCACUGCAGACAGUGAUCAUUCUGGCUGGAUCGCUGACUCUCGCAAUAUUUGCUUUUAAACGUGUCGAUGGCUAUGUGGGACUCAAGAAGAAAUUCUUUACAGCCAUCCCCACUAUCCAUCAACCUAACUCAACCUGCGGCCUACCAAGAGAGGACACCUUUCACAUUUUUCGGGAUCCUAUUAGUUCUGACUUUCCCUGGCCAGGUGUAUUAUUUGGAAUAACUGUACUUUCUACUUGGUAUUGGUGCACAGAUCAGGUCAUUGUGCAAAGGACACUUUCUGCCAAAUCAAUUCUUCAUGCCAAGGGUGGCACCAUAUUUGCAGCCUACUUGAAAAUCUUGCCUAUUUUCAUUAUGGUGUUCCCAGGCAUGAUCAGCCGAAUCCUUUUUCCCAAUCUUGUGGCUUGUGCAGAUCCGGAUACCUGUCGUCGAGUUUGUGGAAACUCAAUUGCUUGUACAGACAUCGCCUAUCCGUUAUUAGUAUUGGAAUUGCUACCUCAAGGACUGCGAGGCCUUAUGAUGUCUGUAAUGAUUGCUGCUGUCAUGUCCUCCCUCACUUCAAUUUUCAACAGUGCGAGUACAUUAUUUACAAUGGACGUCUGGCACCACAUCCGACCUCGCUGCACUGAGUGGGAGCUCAUGAUUGUUGGCAGAUUGUUUGUGCUGGUUCUGGUGGUGGUGUCUGUUUUGUGGAUUCCUCUGGUGCAAACAAGCCAAGGUGGACAGCUCUUCAUAUACAUCCAGUCAAUCACCUCCAACCUGACACCACCAAUUGCAGUGAUCUUUAUAGUGGGCUGCUUUUGGAAACGAACUAGUGAAAAGGCUGCAUUCUGGGGCCUUGCUGUGGGCAUGUGUACAGGCAUUACCCGGAUGAUUUUGGAUCUCAUUUACACCCCGCCAGCAUGUGGCAAACCUGAUACACGGCCGAUGGUUGUCAGAAACAUUCAUUUCCUGUACUUUUCUCUCAUCCUCUGUCUCCUUACGUUUAUUAUAGUGGUCAUCAUCAGUCUCCUUACUAAACCUCCAUCGCCAGAACAAAUCGCUGGUUUGACAUGGUGCACACGCCGUGACAACCAACUGCAACCUCAUGAGCAGAAUGAUCAUGUAGUUCCUGAAGGGUCAGAUACGACACAAGCACACAGUGUCUUACGUGCACACUCUGACAUCUCCUUGGAAGGUAAAAGGACAAUUAAAGCAAAGGUAUUGAGCAUUUUGUUGUGGUGCUUUGGUAUGGAAGAAAAACAAAUGCAUAUGUCUUUUGUUGACACUGAAGCCAAUUAUAUUGGUUCACUGUAUGAAGAGCCCUGCCUACGUUACAUAGUAAAUGCUAAUUUAUUCCUUUGUCUGGGUGCUGUUAUCUUUCUUUACAGUUAUUUUGCAUAA